Rhineura floridana is the source of this 5357-nucleotide messenger RNA. RefSeq names its product desmoglein 2 (gene DSG2). The coding region runs from base 254 to 3526 and encodes 1090 amino acids. The record is from RefSeq and is a predicted model, not a curated record. The transcript has 15 exons. NCBI's taxonomy places the organism in Eukaryota, Metazoa, Chordata, Lepidosauria, Squamata, Rhineuridae. Gene Ontology annotation, molecular function: calcium ion binding. Gene Ontology annotation, cellular component: plasma membrane; desmosome. Gene Ontology annotation, biological process: homophilic cell-cell adhesion.
CCCCAGGAGGGCAAGCGAUACACUCCGCCCUCCGCGGCUCUCCUUUUCCUCCCAAGUUGCAUCCGCCCCCAUUUUCUUAUCACCACCGGGAAAGGGGGUUGGACCAGGCAGACGCUCACGGCAAAGAACUCUUUCGCACACAGAUAUUUCUCUUCGGGAGGGUUCACCCGGCGGGGCUGCUACCGCUUUGGGCCCAGAAAGCGAGACUUGGGGCCGAAGGAGAGCAGGGGAAGAAGAGGCUGAAGCGUUUGCCAUGGCUUGGCACCUUGGCUCGGGAGGACUGGGGAUUUUGCUGCUCUUGAACUGUGUAAUCUUUGGGAAUGGACUUGAUGUAGAGAUUCUCGGUGGCAGAAAUGACCAGCGCCAUCAUAUGGACAGCCACAUUAGACAAAAGCGGGAAUGGAUUGUCCCACCUGCAGUCAUCUGGGAAGAGCGUGACAACUCCAACAGGAAUCCAAUUGCUAAAAUACGAUCUGAUCGGGAACUUGAUUCAGGGGUAAUUAUUACUUACACCAUUUCUGGCCCAGGAGUUACAGAACCACCAUAUCAUUUGUUUGUGAUUAAUGGGAAAACUGGAGAACUAAACAUAACUCGAGUAGUUGAUCGGGAAAAAACACCAAUGUUCCAUGUGAAAGGGUAUGCAUUGGAUCAGCAUGGUAAUAACAUGGAAAAACCAUUAGACCUCAGAAUUAAAGUUUUGGACAUAAAUGACAACAGGCCAGUGUUUUCACAGGAAGUUUUUGUGGGUUCUGUUGAAGAAUUGUGUGAAGUAGGUACUCUUGUGAUGAAGAUAAGUGCAACUGAUGCAGAUGAGCCAAAUACCCUCAACUCCAAAAUUGCCUUCAAGCUUAUUUCUCAAGACCCUAGUUACCCUCCUGCAUUUGAAAUUAUCAAAGGAACAGGCGAGGUUCGGACUUCAAGAUUUCAACUUGACAGGGAGGUGCAAAGUAGCUACUCCUUAACUAUAGAAGCAAGAGACCGCGAUGGACAUGUAGAUGGGAAUGGUCAACAGACGACCGUACAGAUCAAGGUUUUAGAUGUCAAUGACAAUAUCCCUGUUUUUGAAAAAACCUUGUAUGAAGGGAGUGUCAAGGAAAAUACAGCUAAUGUGGAAAUUAUGCGAAUGAAGGUCUUUGACGACGAUGAGCAGUUCACCGAUAACUGGCUGGCAAACUUCACGUUUGUGUCUGGCAAUGAAGGAGGCUAUUUUCGUAUAGAAACAGAUUCGCAGACUAAUGAAGGGAUUUUGACUCUGGUUAAGGAAAUUAAUUAUGAAGAGCUGCAGCACAUUGAUUUGAAUAUUGUUGUUUCUAACAAAGCGGCAUAUCACAAAUCAAUAAUUACUCAGGGUAUCCAAGCAAAACCAAUUCCAGUUAAAAUUAAGGUGGAAAAUGUGAGGGAAGGCCCUGUAUUUAAGCCCCAAACGAUGAUCAUUAAAACAAGUGAAACAAUGAAAGUGAGCCAAGUGAUUGGACGUUUUCAAGCCUAUGAUGAAGAUACUGGAAAAAUAGCAGAACACAUCAGGUAUGCCAAAGAUCGUGACAUUGCAAACUGGUUUACAAUAGAUUCUAAAACGGCUGAAAUCAAACUUAUUCGAGUGCCUGACUAUGAAUCAUCUUUCAUUGUGAAUGGUAGUUACACAGCAACUAUUUUGGCUAUAAGUAAUGACCAACCUGCAAAAACGGCUACAGGUACCAUUGUUAUUCAAGUAGAGGAUACUAAUGACCACUGCCCGACUGUUGUGACUCCAAGGCAAAAUGUAUGUACUGAUGCAAAGUUCAUUAACAUCACUGUUGAGGAUCGAGAUGCUCAUCCAAAUGGUGGCCCUUUCACUUUCACUAUCAUCGAUGGGCCUGAAAGGAUGUCAGACAAGUGGAUAAUUGGCCGAGUGGAUGGAUCUAGAGCACAGCUUAUACCACAGGAUGUAAAGCAAGGCAUAUAUGACCUUCAACUCUUGGUGAAAGAUAACCAAGGUUUUAGCUGUCCUGAGCAUCAAAUUGUAAGACUGGACGUUUGUGAAUGUGCAGAAGGUGGUGGUUGCCAAGGAAGAUCCAUCGGCUCAUCAGUUAUGCUAGGACCUGGAGCGAUUGCGCUGAUAAUCCUGGCCUUGUUGCUACUGCUGCUUGUGCCUCUCUUACUGCUGGCCUGUGGCCUUGGGUCACAUGCUAAAAAAGGCUUUGCAGCAAUACCAGAUAACAGUGAAGAAAUGUUGCGCAACUGGAACAGUGAAGGGGCAGCCCCUGAAGACAAGGCCAUCCUAAACCUCAUGACUCCCGUGGACAACUCAGCCCUGAUGGUGGGCAGUGGAGCAGCAGGACUGGGCACAGGAGGUGCUGUGGGUGGCGGCAGCUCUUCUUCUGCAGUCAAAGAACAUUACAGUAAUGCCCAAACAGUCGAGAGACGGUGGGAAGAGCAAAGAGCACUUCUUUCUGGUGCAGGUUAUGGAGGCGUGGAGGUUGGAGGAGCCUCAGCCAUGGCAGGAGGAGGCACGGCAGCAGGGAAAACCAUGACAAUGGGUACCGGAAGGUCUGUGGCCAUGGAAGCUGCAGGAGUCACGAAUGAAGAAUUCUUAAGGAGCUACUUCACUGAAAAAGCAGAUGCUUUUGCCGACGAGGAUGAAGGGCACCUUGCAAAAGACUGCCUGCUUGUUUACUCUCAAGAGGAAGAAAGAGAAUCUCUCCACGGCUCUGUUGGCUGCUGCAGCUUUAUUGAGGAAGACUUUGAUGACCGUUUCCUGGAUGACUUGGGAGAUAAAUUUAAGACUCUGGCUGAGAUCUGCAUGGGAAAACGCAUCGGCACGGAAGCUGGACUGCACAGCUCUCAAGCCCUGAAAGAUUGGACUCAAAAUCCUGCAGCGAAGGAAUCGGGUGUGCAGUACUUGCAUCAGAAGAGUGCAGAGCACACCUACACUUCAGGCUCUAGCUACCAAGUACCUGAACCCAUGAAAGGCUUUGGUUCCGAAGCGGUGACUGAGGAAACAGUAACUGAGACUACCUUUGCGCCUAUGCCUGACAUGCAGCCAGUUAGGCCUAUACCCAAUCCUAUGGUUAGCAGCAGCAAUGUUGUAGUGACAGAAACAUCUUACGGGGCAAGCCCCCCACCAGUCACCUUUGACCCUCAGUUUAAAGAGAAUGUGGUAGUGACAGAGAGGGUGCUUGCACCAGCUUCUAACUUGUUAGAAAUGCCGACUGGAGUCUUUCCUGACCUUCCAGAUUCGAAAUACGUUGUUGUAAGAGAAAGGGAAAGGGUCCUUGUGCCUAGUUCCGAACUAAAGGGUUCCUUAAGCAUCCCUAAUUUAUCAGAAGGACAGAAUGUGGUAAUAACGGAGAGGGUAGUCACACCCACCCCUGGCAUGUGGAGCACAACAGAACAAGCCAUCUAUCCUGACAGUGAUAGACAGGAACAGAUCUUGAUCUCAGACCCUUUCUUUAACCAAGCCAGCACACAGGAAGCAGUUCCCCCUGGUUCUACCUUGAGCAAGUCCUCGAGGGUUAAAUACAGCUCUGUGCAGUAUACAUGCUCGUAGAUGGUAUACUUUCAUCCAUCAUUUACAUUUAACUUUGACGGGUUCAUGGUUUGGGUUUCCAAAGUAAAUUGCUUUACUUUCCUCUCAGUAGUUUCAGUACAAGAAAGCUCCCGUCACACCCAGAGAAAAGAUAUCAAGUUUAAGGAUGCAGUCCUAAACACGCUUUCUUGGAGUGUGCUGCACUGAAUACAGUACCACUUCUCAGUGAAAUAUUCAUAGGCUUGCACUGUAGAAGAACUAUUUGAACUGCAAAGCCAGAAAGAAUGUUACUAAUAAUUUUUUAAAAAACAGCCUGAGCCUAUGUAUGGUAUCAUAAAUUGCUAGGGCCUGGGUGAUGAUCCAGUGGAAGUCAAUUUGAUUUAGCUGGUUAUCAGCAAACUUUAAAUAGUUCUGUGUGAUCCUAAAAGACUUGCUUCAGGAUGCAGUUGCUCUUGGUUUUAAUUCCUAGUAAGUGUGUUUAGCAAUACAGUCCAUGGCCAUAUAUCAGAGUAUUCAAAUUUAACUUAGUCAUAUUGACUUCAGUUGUCUUGCAGUGCAAUCCUAAGCAUAUUUACUUGGAAGUAAGUUCAAUUGAAGUCAGUGGGGCUUACACACUACUAAAUGUGUUUAGGAUUGCAGCCUUAACAGUACAGUGUAGCUGAACUGGUUUGUUGCUCAGACUGUUUAAUAUCAAUAUGCCUGUUCUCUAGAAGAGUGGGUAUUUACCUUCAUUUUUAGGUUGCUUUUUAAACAAAUUUCCUUCUAUAGAUAUUCAAACCCUUGAAAAGCAAAGGUAAAUAUAAAGAGAGGUGGAGUGAAAAUAGGAAACCAAGCUAAUCUUGUUUCAUGUAUUUAACAGAUAUUGUACUCCUUUUACAAUGUGUAUGAUCAGCAUAUAGUUAGCACCAGUUACUUCUACUGGGCAGUACAAAACUUUAGCUUAAAACCAGAAAACACACACGUUCCUCUGACCUCUGAAUCAGGGAGCUUAAUAGUUCUAAGGUAUCCGUGGAACUCCACUCUCCACAAGGGCUGUCCAUUAAUUUCCAUGGAGACAGCUGAUCCUUGCGUACAUUCAUUUGUGUAUGCAGACUGGCUUUAUCCAUUGAAAUGAAUGGAAUCCACCCAUGAUACAUAUCCAUCUCUGGGUUGCAGGAGGGCUGCCUUUUUUCAAAAGACACCAACAUGUAAUAGCGAAAUAAUUUGUAUGUAGAUCUGUAUAGUACAAUCAAGUGUGAUGUAGCGGAGAGAGUGGUGGACUUGGACCAGGGAGAACUGCAUUCAAACCCUUUGUCCACUCAGUCAUGAUACUCCCAAGUGCCUUGUAUUUUUUUGUUGUUUGUAUCAAGCCCUUUGGAGUGUAGUGCCACUGAGCUAGUCAGUUUCUCUUCAUCUGCCGUGUACAUAUCUAUUGGAUCAUGAAAACCAAAGCAAAAAUGAAUGGGAUGAAAAUGUUUAUCAUGAUAAAUGUAUUUUAAUUUUUUUUAAAAAAAAAAAUAAACUUGGAUUUAAGAAACUUUUUAUAAGGCAGAAAACAGGACGUCACUUAUUUUAAGCUUCUGUUUUUAAUCCAGUUUCAUCUGUGGUUGGUUGUAUAACCAACUAACUGAACUAACAUUAAAACUGCGCUGGUAGCCUUCAGAGGACUUGCAGAUAAUUCCUAUUUUCCUUCUCAUCUGGAAUGGAAGUAUAACCGUGUGUUCAAUAGGUAAUCAUGACAUUUCUGGAUCUUAAACAUUGUGGUCUGUUUUAUUUUAAGUAACUAGACUUGGUUUUGCACUGAUUGUGAGAUUGGGGGCAGUUGUGCUAUAUUUUUCUUUUUUGUGGAAUUUCAAAUAAAAGAAAAAAUUAA